CUAAGACUCAUCAUUAUAUUGAAUGUACAUCUAUGAUUGCUACAACUGCACAACUGAUCAUAACAACAAAUUACCAAAUCACUAAGACUCAUCAUUAUAUUGAAUGUACAUACUUGAUUGCUACAGCUGCACAACUGAUCAUAACAACAAAUUACCAAAUCACUAAGACACAUCAUUAUAUUGAAUGUACAUCUAUGAUUGCUACAGCUGCACAACUGAUCAUAACAACAAAUUACCAAAUCACUAAGACUCAUCAUUAUAUUGAAUGUACAUCUAUGAUUGCUACAGCUGCACAACUGAUCAUAACAACAAAUUACCAAAUCACUAAGACUCAUCAUUAUAUUGAAUGUACAUCUAUGAUUGCUACAGCUGCACAACUGAUCAUAACAACAAAUUACCAAAUCACUAAGACUCAUCAUUAUAUUGAAUGUACAUCUAUGAUUGCUACAGCUGCACAACUGAUCAUAACAACAAAUUACCAAAUCACUAAGACUCAUCAUUAUAUUGAAUGUACAUCUAUGAUUGCUACAGCUGCACAACUGAUCAUAACAACAAAUUACCAAAUCACUAAGACUCAUCAUUAUAUUGAAUGUACAUCUAUGAUUGCUACAGCUGCAC
Messenger RNA from Owenia fusiformis, 618 nucleotides. NCBI's taxonomy places the organism in Eukaryota, Metazoa, Annelida, Polychaeta, Sabellida, Oweniidae. The record is from the annotation of a GenBank genome assembly.